Molecule: messenger RNA, 8956 nt
Organism: Rattus norvegicus (Norway rat)
Lineage: Eukaryota; Metazoa; Chordata; Mammalia; Rodentia; Muridae
Source: RefSeq, a predicted model, not a curated record
CGCCCUGGAGAGAGAGGGUGUGGCGCUGUGACGUCAUCGUGCUGCGACGCCAAUUAACUGAGGGAACCUAGAACCACUGAGCAGCAGUGGAAGUGGCUGGGACCCUGAGAACCGGAAUUGUGGCGAGCCAGAAUAAUUUGAAAAUGACCACGCCAAACAAGACACCUCCUGGUGCUGACCCUAAGCAGUUGGAGAGGACAGCAACAGUGAGGGAAAUUGGGUCUCAGGCUGUCUGGUCACUCUCUUCCUGCAAACCAGGGUUUGGAGUGGAUCAAUUACGAGAUGACAAUCUAGAGACUUACUGGCAAUCCGAUGGCUCUCAGCCUCAUUUAGUGAACAUCCAAUUCAGAAGAAAAACAACAGUGAAGACGUUAUGUAUUUAUGCAGACUAUAAAUCUGAUGAAAGCUACACUCCAAGCAAAAUCUCAGUCAGAGUAGGAAAUAAUUUUCACAACCUUCAAGAAAUCCGGGUGUCCCCUGCCAGGUCCUCAGCCUGCUCUCACUGAAUCAGUUAUCAGGUGAGGGGGAGAUAAGUCAGACUUCCAGCUCGAGGUAGAUUCCACUGUUUACCUCUUCAUGGCAAAUGUGUGAGCAUGAUAACUAUCAGUAAGUUACCGGUAUUUAUAGGGUAAACAUCAUUUUAUAUAAAUUUUAAGUAUAUUAUUUGAUGAGUUUUACAAAUGCAUGCACCUGUAUAGCUCUAUUCUUUUUUUUUUUUUUUUCUUUUUUUGGAGCUGGGGACUGAGCUCUACUCUUUUAAAAUGUGGAGUGCUUUUCUCUGUGUUUUCUGUGGUAGAAUAUCCUUUCUGUCCCUUCACUCUUGAGUCUGUAUGGUCUUAAGUGUGGGGCUAGCGCCUUGUAGGCAGCAUGUGCUCAGAUGAGCCCUGACUGCGCACCAGCCACUCAGUGUUCGAUUGAUGGUGUUCAGUGAUGAUCCAUAGGCUGGGCUUUGCCGCUGCUGUAUUUUCAUUGCUGUCUGCUCACAGUAGGCUCUUCCUUCUUUCUUCUCUACUUUGUGCCUAGUAACUUUCCCAUGCAUGUUGAGCUUAGUCUUUGUCUUUUCCAUAGAGACUUGUGAUUACUACAAGUUUUAUAUAAAAGAUCUUAUGAUUAUAAUGGCUACUUAUUGUAAACUAAUGACAAUUUAUCUUUACAUACUUUUACUUAACUGCCUCAUGUUUUGUUUUGAUGCCAAUGAAUGUAUGCCUUUUUUUUUAAAAGAUUUUAUUUUAUUGUAUAUGAGUACACUGUAGCUGUCUUCAGACACACCAGAAGAGGGCAUCAGAUUCCAUUACAGAUGGUUGUGAGUCACCAUGUGGUUGCUGGGAUUUGAACUCAGGACCUCAGGAAGAGCAGUCAGUGCUCUAACCACUGAGCCAUCUCUCCAGCCCCCGAAUGUAUGCCUUUUUAUAUAGAAUCAUUAUGUUUUCUUGGAGAAAACAAGAGAAACAAACAUCCAUUUGUACUACGUAGUAUUUUGGUUAGGGUUCCUACUAUGGGAUGAAACACUGACCAAAGCAACUCAGGUAGUAGGAGUUUGCUUUACAGCUUAUCUUUAAAAGCUGUGAGGGGAGGAAGUCAAGCAGGGCAGGAACCUGGAGGCAGGAGGUUAUGUAGAAGCCAUGGAGGAGUGCUGCUUACUGCCUUGCUCCCCAUGGCUCACUCAGAUUACUUAAUUGCACAACCUAGGACCCCGAGACCAGACAUGGCCCCAUCCACAAUGGGCUGGACCUUCUGGAUCAGUCACUGAUUUAAGAAAAUUCCCAUCUGGGCUUGCCUAUAGGCUGGCCUUAUGGAGGCGUUUUCUUAGUUGAGGCUCCCUGCUCUCUCAUGACUCUAACGUAUGUCAAGUUGAUAUAAAACUAGCCAGGACACUAGGGCACUGAGGAUACACUGAGUAAACAUUUCCAUUCAAGUUAGCGUAGUGAUCAGUGAGUUUGGGGGUUACUUCCAGAAGUGCAGCUCAAGCAGCCGUGUCACUGAAAAGCCCAUCCCAGCAAAGUGCCACUGUCACUGUUGGGAUUGAGUCAGCUCAGGGAUUUUGUCUUUCCUCAGAUUUGGGAAGAAUCUUUGCUCUUAUAUAUUAAAAAUCAUGAAUUGAUGUGCUUUUAAUGUAAAUGAUUUCUUUAUAUGUGUGUGUGUAUGUUUUUGUUAUUGUAUGCACACAUGUAUAGGGAGCCUUUGGAGGCUAAAAGAGAGAGUUAGGUCCCAUGAAACUAGGGAUCCAGGGGGUUGUUAGCCACUGAACAUGGGGCAGGAUCCACCUACCUACUCCCUCCCACCUCUCCACCCUGACAUUCUCCUACACUGGGGCAUUGAGCCUUGACAGGACCAAGAGCCGUUCCUCCUGUUGAUGCUUGACAAGGUCAUCCUCUGCUACAUGUGUGGCUGAAGCCAUAGGUCCAUCCCUGUGUAUUCUUGGGAUGGUGGUUUAGUCCCAGGGAGCUCUGGGGAGUCUGAUAUUGUAGUUCUUCUUAUGGGGUUGCAAACCCCUUCAACUCCUUCAGUCCUUUCCCUAACUCCUCCAUUGGGGACCCUGUUCUCAGUUCAAUGGUUGGCUACAAGCAUCCACCUCUGUAUUUGUCAUGCUCUGGCAGAGCCUCUCAGGAGACAGCUAUAUCAGGUUUCUGUCAGCAAGCACUUCUUGGCCUCUACAAUAUUGUCGGGAUUUGGUGGCUGUGUGUAUAUGGGCUGGAUCCCCAGGUGAGGCAGGUUAUGAAUGGACAUUCUUUCAGUCUCUGCUCCAAACUUUGUCUCCAUAUCCCCUCCUAUGAAUAUUUUUGUUCCCCCCCCUCUUUUUUUUCAUCUUUAUUAACUUGAGUAUUUCUUAUUUACAUUUCUAUUGUUAUUCCCCUUCCCGGUUUCCAGGCCAACAUCCCCCUAUCCUCUCCCCUUCCCCAUCUUUAUGGGUGUUCCCCUUCCCAUCCUCCCCCCAUUACCGCCCUCCCUCCAACAAUCAGGUUCACUGGGGGGUUCAGUCUUGGCUUUGUUCCCCCUUUUAAGAAGGACUGAAGCAUCUGCCCUUUGGUCAUCCUUCUUGAGCGUGAUCUGUGGAUUAUAUAUCUUCAGUAUUCUGAGCUUUUGGGCUAAUAACCAGUUAUCAGUGAGUACAUAACGUGUGUGUUCUUUUGUGAUUGGGUUACCUCACUCAGGAUGAUAUUUUCUAUUUCAAUCCAUUUGCCUAUGAAUUUCAUGAAGUCAUUGUUUUUGAUAGCUGAGUAGUACUCCAUUGUGUAGAUGUAUCACAUUUUCUGUAUCCAUUCCUCUGUUGAAGGACAUCUGGGUUCUUUCCAGCUUCUGGCUAUUAUAAAUAAGGCUGCUAUGAACAGAGUGGAGCAUGUGUUCUUGUUAUAUGUUGGGGCAUCUUUUGGGUGUAUGCCCAAGAGAGGUAUAGCUGGGUCCUCAGGUAAUGCAAUGUCCUAUUUUCUGAGGAACCUCCAAACUGAUUUCCAGAAUGGUUGUACCAGUCUGCAAUCCCACCAACAAUGGAGGAGUGUUCCUCUUUCUCUACAUCCUCGCUAGCAUCUGCUGUCACCGGAGUUUUUGAUUUUAUCCAUUCUGACUAGUGUGAGGUGGAAUCUCAGGGUUGUUUUGAUUUGAUGACUAAGGAUGUUGAGCAUUUUUUUAGGGGCUUUGCAGCCAUUCGAUAUUUCUCAACUGAGAAUUCUUUGUUUAGUUCUACCCCAUUUUUAAAAUAGGGUUAUUUGAUUCUUUGGAGUCUAACUUCUUGAGUCUUUUGUAUAUAUUGGAUAUUAGCCCUUUAUUGGAUAAGGAUUGUUAAAGAUCUGUUCCCAAUCUGUUGGUUGCCAUUUUGUCCUAAUGACAGUGUCCUUUGCCUUACAGAAACUUUGCAAUUUUAUGAAAUCCCAUUUGUCUAUUCUUGAUCGUAGAGCAUAAGGCAUUGGUGUUCUGUUCAAGAAAAUUUCCCCAGUGCCCAUGUGUUCGAGGUUCUUCCCUACUUUCUUUUCUAUUAGUUUCAGUGUAUUUGGUUUUAUGUGGUCCUUGAUCCACUUGUACUUGAGCUUUGUACAUGGUGAUAAGAAUGGAUCGAUUUGCAUUCUUCUACAUGCUGACCUCCAGUUGAACCAACACCAUUUGUUGAAAAUGCUAUCUUUUUUCCACUGUAUGGUUUUAGCUCCUUUGUCAAAGAUCAAGUGACCAUAGGUGUGUGGGUUCAUUUCUGUGUCUUCAAUUCUAUUCCAUUGAUCUGUCUGCCUGUCUCUGUACCAAUUCUAUACAGUUUUUAUCACUAUUGCUCUGUAAAACAGCUGGAGGUCAGGGAUGGUGAUUUCCCCUAGUUCUUUUAUUGUUGAGGAUAGUUUUUGCUAUCCUGGGUUUUUUUGUUAUUUCAAAUGAAUUUGCAAAUUGUUCUUUCUAACUCUACGAAGAAUUGAGUUGGAAUUUUGAUGGGGAUUGCAUUGAAUCUGUAGAUUUCUUUUUGGGAAAAUGGCCAUUUUUACUAUAUUAAUUCUACCAAUCCAUGAGCAUAGGAGGUCUUUCCAUCUUCAAUUUCUUUCUUCAGAGUCUUGAAGUUCUUGUCAUACAGAUCUUUCACUUGCUUGGUUAGAGUCACACCGAGGUAUUUUAUGUUAUUUGAGACUAUUGUGAAGGGUGUCAUUUCUCUAAUUUCUUUCUCAGCCUGUUUAUCCUGUAGAGGAAGGCUACUGAUUUGUUUGAGUUAUUUUAUAUCCAGCCACUGAAACUGAAGUUGUUUAUCAACUGUAAAAGUUCUCUGGUGGAAUUUUUGGGGUCAUUUAAGUAUACUAUCAUAUCAUCUGCAAAUAGUGAUAUUUUGACUUCUUCCUUUCCAAUUUGUAUCCCUUUGACCUCCCUUUGUUGUCUAAUUGCUCUGGCUAGGACUUGGAGUACUAUAUUAAAUAGGUAGGGAGAGAUUGGGUAGGUAGCCUUGUCUAGUCCCUGAUUUUAGUGGGAUUGCUUCAAGUUUCUAUCCACUUAGUUUAAUGUUGGCUACUGGUUUUCUUUUUUUUCUUUUUUUUUCUUUUUUUUUUCCGGAGCUGAGGACUGAACCCAGGGCCUUGCGCUUGCUAGGCAAGCACUCUACCACUGAGCUAAAUACCCAACCCCAGCUACUGGUUUUCUAUAUAUUGCAUUUACUAUGUUUAGGUGUGGGUCUUGAAUUCUUGAUCUUUCCAAGACUUUUACUAUGAAGGAGUGUUGAAUUUUGUCAAAUGGUUUCUCAGCAUCUAAUGAGAUGAACAUGUGUUUUUUCCUUUUAAUUUUUUUAUAUAGUGAAUUACAUUGAUGAAUUUCCAUAUAUUGAACCAUCCUUGCAUCCCUGAGAUGAAGCCUACUUGAUCAUGAUGGAUGAUCAUUUUGAUGUGUUCUUGGAUUCGGUUUUCCAGAAUCUUAUUGAGUAUUUUGGCAUUGAUAUUCAUAAGGGAAAUUGGUCUGAAAUUCUCUUUCUUUGUUGGGUCCUUGUGUGGGUUAGGUAUAGUGUAAAUUGUGGCUUCAUAGAACCAAUUGGGUAGUGUUCCUUCUGUUUCUAUUUUAUGGAAUAGUUUGGACAGUAUUGGUAUUAGAUCUUUUAUGAAGGUUUGAUAGAAUUUUUCCCUAAACCCAUCUGGUCCUGGGCUAAUUUUGGUUGGGAGACUUUUAAUGACUGCUUUUAUUUCUUUAGGGGUUAUGGGACUGUUUAGAUGGUUUAUCUGAUCUUGAUUUAACUUUGGUACCUGGUAUCUGUCUAGAAAAUUUUCCAUUUCAUCCAUAUUUUCCAGUUUUGUUGAGCAUAUGCUUUUAUAGUAGAAUAUGGUGAUUUUUUUUAAUUUCCACAGUUUCUGUUGUUAUGUCUCCAUUUUAAUUUUUGAUUUUGUUAAUUUGGAUACUGUCUCUGUGCCCUGUGGUUAGUCUAAUUAAGAGUUUAUCUAUGUUGUUGAUUUUCUCAAAGAACCAGCUGCUGGUUUUGUUGAUUCUUUGUACAGUACUUUGUUUCAACUUGGUUGAUAUCAGCCCUGAGUUUGAUUAUUUCCUUCUACUCUUCUUGGGUGGAUUUGCUUCUUUUUGUUCUGGAGCUUUCAGGUGUGCUGUGAGGCUGCUAGUGUAUUCUCCCUCCUGUUUCUUUCUGCAGGCACUCAGAGCUAUGAAGUUUCCUCUUAGCCCUACUUUCAUUGUGUCCUAUAAGUUUAGGUAUGUUGUGUCUUCAUCUUCAUUAAAUUCUAAAAAGUCUUUAAUUUCUUUAUUUCUUUCUUGACCAAGUUAUUGAGUAGAACAUUGUUCAGCGUCCAUGUAUAUGUGGACUUUCUGUUGUUUUCGUUGUUAUUGAAGACCAGCCUUAGUCUGUGGUGAUCUGAUAGGAUGCAUGGGAUUAUUUUUAUCUUCUUGUAUCUGUUGAGGCCUGUUUUGUGACUGAUUGUAUGGUCAGUUUUGGAGAAGGUACCCGAGGUUCUGAGAAGAAGGUAUAAUUCUUAUGUUUUAGGAUGGGAUGUUCUAUAGAUAUCUGUUAAAUCCAUUUGGUUCAUAACUUCUGUUAGUUUCUGUGUCUCUGUUUAGUCUCUGUUUCCGUAAUCUGUCAUUUGGUGAGAGUGGUGUGUUGAAGUCUCCCACUAUUAUUGUGUAUAGUGCAAUGUGUGCUGGAUUGUUAGUAAAGUUCCUUUUAUGAAUGUGGGUGCCCUUGCAUUUGGAGCAUAGAUAUUCAGAAAUGAGAGUUCAUCUCGGUGAAUUUCUCUUUUGAUGAAUAUGAAGUGUCCUUCCUUAUCUUUUUUCAUAAAUUGCGGUUGCAAGUCAAUUUUAUUUGAUAUUAGAAUGGCUACUCCAGCAAGUUUCUUGGGACCAUUUACUUGGAAAAUUCCUUUCUAGACUUUUUUUACUCUGAGGUAGUGUCUGUCUUUGUCUCUGAGGUGUGUUUCCUGUGUGCAGCAAAAUCCUGGGUUCUGUAAAUGUAUCCAGUCUGUUAGUCUAUGUCUUUUUUGUUGGGGAAUUGAAUCUGUUGAUGUUAAGAGAUAUUAAGGAAUAGUGAAUGUUGCUUCCUGUUAUUUUUGUUAAAGAUGGAAUUAUAUCUGUGUGGCUGUCAUCUUUUGUGUUAGUUGAAAGAAGAUUACUUUUUUGCUUUUUUAGGUGUAGUUUCUCUCCUUCUAUUGGAGUUUUCCCUCUAUUAUCCUUUGUAGGGCUGGAUUUGUAGAAAGAUAUUAUGUAAAUUUUGUUUUGUCAUGGAAUAUCUUUGUUUCUCCAUCUGUGGUAAUGGACAGUUUUGCUGGAUAUAGUAGCUCGGGCUGGCAUUUAUGUUCUCUUAGGCUCUUUAUGACAUCUGUCCACGAUAUUAUAGCUUUCACAGUCUCUGGUGGGAAGCCUGGUGUAAUCUGGGUAGGUCUGCCUUUUUAUGUUACUUGCCCUUUUCCCCUUACUGCUUUUAAUAUUCUUUCUUUUUUAUUUAAUUAAUUAAUUAAUUAAUUAAUUUAUUAAUUUUGGUUCUUUUUUUCGGAGCUGGGGACCGAACCCAGGGCCUUGCGCUUCCUAGGCAAGCGCUCUACCACCACUGAGCUAAAUCCCCAACCCCUGCUUUUAAUAUUCUUUCUUUGCUUUGUGCAUUUGGUGUGUUGACUAUUAUGUGAUAGGAGUUUCUUUUCUGGUCCAAUCUAUUUGGAGUUUCUGUAGGCUUCUUGUAUGUCUAUAGGCAUCCCUUUCUUUAGGUUAGGGAAGUUUUCUUCUAUAAUUUUGUUCAAGAUAUUAACUGACCCUUUAAGUUGGGAGUCUUCGCUCCUUCUAUACCUGCUAUCCUUAGGUUUGAUCUUCUCCUUGUGUCCUGGAUGUUUUAGGUUAGGAGCUUUUUGCAUUUUGCAUUUUCUUUGACUAUUGUGUCAAUAUUUUCUUUGUUAUCUUUUAUCUUUUUGGUUGUGAGCCUAGCCUUUAAUGGCUGAGUCAUCUCUCCAGCCCUCUUUGGUAUCUUUUGCCCCUGAGAUUCUCUCUUCUUUCUCCUGUGUUCUGUUGGUAAUGCUUGGAUUUAUGACUCCUGAUCUCUUUCCUAGGUUUUCUAUCUCCAGGGUUGUCUUCCUUUGUUCUAUUUCCAUUUUUAUAUCCUGGAUGGUUUUGUUCAAUUCCUUCACUUGUUUGUUUUUGGUGUGUGUGUAUGUGUGUGUGUGUGUGUGUGUGUGUGUGUGUGUGUGUGUGUGUGUGUGUGUGUAUGUGUGUGUUUUCCUGUAAUUCUGUAAGGAAUUUUUGUGUUUCCUCUUUAAGGGCUUCUACUUGUUCACCUAUGUUGUUCUGUAUUUCUUUAAGGGAGUUGUUUAUGUCCUUCUUGAAGUCCUCUAACAUCAUCAUGAGUUGUGAUUUUAAAUCCGAAUCUUGCUUUUCCAGUGUGUUGGGAUAUCCAGGACUUGCUGUGGUGGGAGAACUGGGUUCUAAAGAUGCCAAGUGGCCUUGGUUUCUGUUGCUUAGGUUCUUGCCCUUGCCUUUUGACAUCUGGUUGUCUCUGGUGUUAGCUGGUCUUGCUGUUUCUGACAGUGGCUUGACCUUCCUGUAAGCCUGUGUGUCAGUGCUCCUGGGAGACCAGCUCUCUCCUGGUGGGGUCUGGGUCCAUUGAUCUGUGGCACAGGGUCAGCUCCGGGCACAGAUGGAAAUUGGAAGGAUCCUGCCCAGACUGUUCCUCAGUUUCCGUGUCCUGUAACUCUCUGUGAUCUUGAAGAAGUAAAUUAUUCUAGUGUUUGAAGACUGUCUGGGGAAUCCUACCACCAGCCAGCCCAUCUAGAGAUCCUGGGAAGGACAGUUGUGAUCCAUGGGUUUGACUGCCAUUGGAGUCCUCUGGUAUGUUGGCCUGAUUCCAGUAGACAAGCUGGUGUGUAAGUCAUUGUCUUAGCACUAGUAGAGCUUGUUUUUAUGAAGGACAACCAGAAGCCUGUGUCUAUAGGGGCUGAUGUAGCUUUGUGGUAGGUAGCCUUGAUCCAGAGAGAGAGAGAGAGAGAGAGAGAGAGAGAGAGAGAGAGAGAGAGAGAGAGAGAGACUGACA